GCCCCUGCAUUCCUUACAUCGAAUUAUUUUAUCAUGAAUACAACAAUGAUGCAUGAUCUUCAUGAUGUCACAAAUAUGACAAAAGAUCAUGAGCCAAUGCCGAUGUACUUUGUAUUGGGAAAUGAUGUAACUCUGAUCUUUAAAGGCUGGCAUACCAAAACAAAUGCAGAGCUAAUUGGUUCUUGCAUUGCCUUGGCAUUAAUUGCAUUUAUGUAUGAAGGGUUAAAAGUUUUAAGAGAAGUAAUCAAAUACAACUACAGUGGCUUUAAUAAUCAAUAUAGUAUUAUGUUUUCAUGGUUACAUAUCCUGCAAACAGUGUUACAUAUGGUUGUCGUUUUUAUUGGAUAUUUUCUUAUGCUUGCUUUUAUGACUUACAAUACCUGGAUAUGUUUAGCUGUAAUUAUUGGUGCUGGAGUUGGAUAUUUUGCAUUUGGAUGGAAAAUUAACUCAAUACCUAGCACUGGUGACCAUUGUAACUAAGGAAUGUUUAUAAAUUUUUAUAAUAAAUUUGAAAGAAGUUUUAUAAACAACUAAUUAUAUAAAAAGUAUAUAAAUUA
Molecule: messenger RNA, 557 nt
Organism: Hydra vulgaris (swiftwater hydra)
Lineage: Eukaryota; Metazoa; Cnidaria; Hydrozoa; Anthoathecata; Hydridae
Product: high affinity copper uptake protein 1
Biological process (GO): copper ion transmembrane transport
Cellular component (GO): plasma membrane
Molecular function (GO): copper ion transmembrane transporter activity
Source: RefSeq, a predicted model, not a curated record